GCUCAAUGAUGAUCUGAAACUAAAAUCGAAAUACGCGGUCGCCUUAUAGCGCUAUAAGGGCUUGUCGUUUCGAGCCGCUGGUUAGGCCUCACUAAGUGACGUCACCCACGGAGCAUGCAGGCCUUGUUGUAUCGGUGGUAACGGCUGAGGCCAUUUAAAUUGAAGGGAAGAAGAAGAAGAAGACAUUUUGAGGUUAUAUUUUUUCAAUAAAAAUUCACUUAAUUAUCAACAAAAAUGAGUAUUCAUACAUUCCUAGGUCGAUUUCUCAGCAAAUAUUUAGGAAGACCAUCUUUGAAUACACGGAUUUUUUCGAGAUUGCAACCUCUAGAUUUAUCUUGGAAGCAGAAAGCAAAAUCAACAUUCUCUGAACCUAAUCAAAUUCAUUCAGUUGAUGAAAAAGGUAAUAGACCCAUGAACAACUUGAAUAAAUAUACGAAUCGAACAUACACUUGUGGUGAAUUAGGAAAGGAGAAUGUAGGAGAACUGGUCUCCAUUAUGGGCUGGUUGGAGUAUCAGAGAAUGGAUAAAUUCCUUGUACUGAGAGAUGCAUAUGGAGAAACGCAGCUAAUCAUUAGUGAUGAAGACACAAGUACCAAGGAGUUGCUAAAAACUCUUCCAUUAGAAUCAAUUAUGGAAGUCAGAGGAACAGUUUCAUUAAGGCCCAAAAAUAUGGUCAAUGAAAAUCAAUCCACAGGUGAAAUUGAGGUGAAGGUGGAAAAUCUCAUAGUAGUCAAUAAGGUACUAGAUGAGUUACCAUUUAAUAUCAGAUCCUUCCAAAAAGCUAAGGAAUCUUUAAGAAUGCGUUACAGAUAUCUGGAUUUGCGAUUCUCUCAAAUGCAAAGAAAUUUGAGAGUAAGAUCUGAAUUACUUAUGAAGAUGAGGGAGUUUUUAAUAAAUAAUCACUUCAUUGACGUGGAGACACCUACAUUGUUUAAGGCUACACCUGGGGGUGCCCAAGAGUUUAUUGUUCCCACGAGAUUUCCUGGGCAGUUCUAUUCUCUUGUUCAAAGUCCGCAACAGUUCAAACAGAUGCUGAUGGCAGGAGCCAUAGAUCGAUACUUUCAAAUAGCCCGUUGUUAUCGAGACGAAGGUACCAGACCGGAUAGACAACCAGAAUUCACACAGUUGGACAUUGAGUUAUCUUUCACUUCUGUUGAAGAUAUCUUGAAUCUCAUAGAAGAUCUCUUCCAAUAUUGUUGGCCAAAGUUUUCGAAUCCAAUACCAUAUAAAUUUCAACGAAUGUCAUAUGCCCAUGCCAUUGAAAAUUAUGGCUGUGAUAAGCCUGAUAUUAGAUUUGAUCAUAAGAUAAGGAAUUGUACACAUUUACUGAAGUCCAAUGAAACGGUUUCAACAGACCAUGAGUUUGGGGCAUAUUAUAUAUCAUUUCCAAAAGAGUAUGCAAUAUCAAGUAGACGUCUGAAAGAGUCCAUGAGUUCGUUAUCAAAAAGCUUUAGUAGACUAAAAUUUGUUCAGAGCAUAAUUAAUUCAAGAGAAGAGUGGGUGAAGAUUAUGGGAAGCCUACUGACUGUGCCAACAGCUGAGAGAAUUCUAGAUGAUAAUGAAUUAGAAAAUGGUUCAGUUCUAUUCCUUGCAUAUGGAAACAAAGGUGAAGUACUCCAGCUGUUGGGAAAGAUAAGACUGGAAUACGUGAACUUUUUAGAAAACUCUGGGAUAUUUGUGAGGAAAAAAGGAAUGCACUUCUUAUGGAUAGUUGAUUUUCCUAUGUUCGAAAUGUCUGAAACAACGAAGUGCUUACAAUCAGCACAUCAUCCUUUCACAGCACCAAAUAUUAAUGAUGUCACUUUUCUUCAAACAGAUCCACUAAAGGUUAGGGCACUUGCUUAUGACCUCAUUUUGAAUGGACAGGAAGUAGGCGGGGGUUCGAUCAGGAUCCAUGAUCCCUCACUUCAAAAAAUAGUUCUUGAUGUACUGAAAAUUGAUUCCAAAACAGUUCAACAUAUUCUAAAUAUGUUAGGUUCAGGAUGUCCACCUCAUGGAGGUAUAGCUUUAGGUUUAGAUAGGUUACUACAUAUUUUGAUGAAUACAAAUAGUAUAAGAGAUGUUAUAGCAUUUCCAAAGAACUUUGAAGGUCGGGAUCCAGUCAGUGGAGCUCCUUCUUCAAUUUCGGAUAGAGAUAAGAAAUUGUAUCAUAUAAAAGUUGUAGAUAGUGAUAUGGAUAUAUAAUAAAACUGUUCAUUUUCCA
Molecule: messenger RNA, 2203 nt
Organism: Phaedon cochleariae (mustard beetle)
Lineage: Eukaryota; Metazoa; Arthropoda; Insecta; Coleoptera; Chrysomelidae
Source: the annotation of a GenBank genome assembly